Trichobilharzia regenti is the source of this 2931-nucleotide messenger RNA. Lineage: Eukaryota; Metazoa; Platyhelminthes; Trematoda; Strigeidida; Schistosomatidae. The record is from the annotation of a GenBank genome assembly.
CGCUUAAACAAAUAGUACAAAGAGAGGUAUUAUAAUGUUUGACAAUUACUUAACACAAAUGAUGAUCCUCACCUAUAAUCAUCACUACACAUAAUCGAGCAUAAUUUACACAAAGAAGAGACUAGAUUUUUGAAAAUCCUUAAAAAUUUACAAAACGUUUAAGGGAAAAAGUGAUUUAACUGGAUAAUAAUUCUAUUUGUAUCAUUAUUAUUAUUAUUAUUACUACCAUUUUCGCGAUUAUUUCUCAAGAGUACAUAUUUUCAAAGGUCAAAAAUAUUUGUAUUAAGAAACAUUAUUAAUGCAUACAAGACUUAAAUCAAAACAAAAUUUUGCUUCAAAGCCCAUUUGGAGAUAUUUUAUGAGAUAUUAAGACAAUCGCCUGAGUUCAAAAUUAUGUAUGUAUGUAAAACUCAAUUAGAUCGUCAACUGACCGAUGCGAAUGUAUUAAAAUCUGUUCUUGGUUUACCCUUAUCAAAUGUUAUAUUUGUACAGUAAUCAAUAACUUGGUUGAAUUUAAUUCCUAAAUCAAAUGCCAUGGAUGCUGAAAAUCGUGUUAUCCUGAAUGUUGGUGGUAUUCGUCAUGAAACGUAUAAGGCAACGCUGAAAAAGAUACCUGCGACAAGGCUAUCAAAAUUGACCGAGGCUUUAGCUAAUUAUGAUCCUGUGUUGAAUGAAUACUUUUAUGAUCGUCAUCCUGGUGUAUUUUCACAAAUAUUGAAUUAUUAUCGUACUGGUAAACUUCAUUAUCCUGUUGAUGUAUGUGGUCCAUUAUUUGAAGAGGAAUUAGAAUUUUGGGGAUUAGAUGCGAAUCAGGUUGAACCAUGCUGUUGGAUGACGUAUACAGCACAUCGUGAUACACAGGCAACUUUACAAAUUUUAGAUAAAGUUGACAUGGAUAAUGAUGAUUAUACCCCGGAGAGUUUAUAUAAACGUUUUGGUUUAGAAGAAGAGUAUACCUGUAAUGAAUUGAACACAUGGCAAAAAUAUCGACCUAAAGUAUGGGCGCUAUUUGAGCUGCCACAUUCGUCAAUUGGAGCUAAGUUCAUCGCUCUCUUAUCCGUCACCUGUAUUAUAUUAUCUAUACUGGCAUACUGUUUGGAUACAGCGCCAACAUUUCUUACGCCCUCACUAGUCACCGCAGAGAUUAAUGGGAAUGCGAACAAUAUGAAUAUAAAUAAUAACAAUAAUGAUAAUUCUAAUAACAAAUUCACAUCAUUUUCUACCACCUACCACGAGGAAAAUCGAUAUAAACAUCAAGAACAACAACAACAUUACACAGUAACAAAUACAUCGUUAUCACCUAAACAGCGGAAUUAUUCCUCCCAACAUGAAUACUCAAUAAUAACAAAUAAACGACCUAAAAAGAGUAUAAUAUUCAUUUAUAUUGAAUGUAUCUGUAAUCUAUGGUUUACACUAGAGUUAAUUGUUCGUUUCACUGUGUCUAUGGAUCACAGAGAAUUUGUCAAGAAUUUAAUCAAUCUUAUUGAUAUAGCUGCUCUGCUAAGCUUUUAUACAGAAGCCUUAUUAUUAAGUUAUAAUGCUAUCGAGAUAUCUAUAUCACCAAUUGUAGAAUUUUUUAGUAUUGUACGUGUUAUGCGACUGUUCAAGUUGACUAGGCAUAUAUCUGGUUUAAAAAUACUGAUAUUAACAUUUAAAGCAAGCGCGAAAGAAUUUUCAUUAUUGAUUUUUUUCUUGGGUGUAUUUAUUGUCUUAUUUGCUGCAUUGAUUUAUUAUGCUGAACGGUUGAGUACUAAUCCAAAUAAUGAUUUCACUUCAAUACCAAUUGGUCUAUGGUGGGCUAUAGUAACAAUGACUACAGUUGGUUAUGGUGAUAUGGUACCGCGGUCUUAUGCUGGAAUGAUUGUUGGUGCAAUGUGUGCAGUAACUGGUGUACUGACAAUUUCUCUACCAGUUCCUGUCAUUGUCUCAAAUUUCUCAAUGUUUUAUUCACAUACCCUGGCUCGUUCAAAACUGCCAAAGAAACGAAGACGUAUCCUACCUGUAGAAGCUAUUCGACCAAAGCAUAAAUCGAAUUUUAUGAGUGGACAUGGAAGUGGUCAUCAUCAUCAUCUGGGCGGUGGACAUUUAAAUGAUUCAAUUGGUUUGAAUAAUUUAGCUAAGGGGAUUGUUCCGCAUAUCGCCCAACCAAUUAUAAAAUCGAAAUAUGCAGAUAGUAGUGAUUUCCCAUUGUUAAAUGAAAAUUACGAAAAUAAACGCAAAAUUACUAGUCCCAAUGAUUUGCAUAUACCUGAACAGUGUAGAAAUCCGUAUGGAAUUCGAUCAAGACGUGCAGCUGUGAUAGAUGCAUCGAAUAUAUCAUCAGAAAUUGAAGAUAAUGACGGCGAUGAUGCUGGUGACGGAUUUAAUGUGAAAACAAUAACAUGUGACAAGAGAUCAACAGACACACUGCAUAACAACGCUGGUACACAUUCCAGUCGACAUAUGGUCAAUUCAGUUUACCCUGUGUUAAGAAAGCCAGAGAUACAACAACGCAAAUUAAGUCAACAGCACGACAAUUGUCUCAUUAAUUUUAAUAACAAUAAUAAUAAUCAUAAUAAUAAAUCAGAUGCUCGUUUCUCAACGACGACGUGUUGUUCAGAAUUACCUCAGUCAACAUCAUUCGGUGAUAGAUUAUUAAAUAUGCAAAUGAAUAAUACAAAUAGUACUACAACGACUACUAACAAUAAUACUACUAAUACUACUACUACUACUAAUGAUAACAAUUGUAAUCUACUUUCAAGUCCAUGGCUUCCUACUCCACCGACUGGACAGAAUCAUGAAAAUGAUUAAAAUGUGUAACAUGUGAAUUCAUGUGAAUUCAACUGACGAAGAAAACUACACGCAAAGCCUUCCAAUCAUUAUAUAGAUAAAUAAAUAUAUAUAUAUAUAUAUAUACCUAAAUACAUAUACUCGAUUUGUUUUGCAAUAUCC